AUGGAGAGCCUGAGUGAACUACAGAACCCCCUGCUGCCGAGGAGCCCCACUCACCUCCACGGUUCCUACCCCUACACGGAGGCCCCAGCCAGCUGGUCCUGCCAAGAGAAGCUUUAUUCCUACCUCCUAGGAGGUGCUGGUCCCUCUCGUACCCACCAGCUCCUAGACCCGGGGUCCCUACAGCUGGCCGUGGAGGCUUGGUAUCGGCCCAGCUGCCUCCUGGGGAAGGACAAGGUCAAAGAGCCCAAAGCAGGCAGCUGUGAGACCAGCUUCACCGAGGCCAGGGAGCCUCCAGUGGGGCCCACGGAACAGGGCUCAGAACCUGGUCAAACUGAGGAGGAUGUCACCAUCCACACUGUGUCCUAUGGAGUUCAAGAGGAGCUGCAGGGCCAGGAGGACAGCCAGGAGGAGGAGGAGAGUGAUGCAUCCUCGACGGAGAGCGAAAGUGAAGACACCUUCCUCACCCUGCCUCCCAGGGACCACUUGGGGCUUACUCUCUUCUCCAUGCUGUGCUGCUUCUGGCCGCUGGGUAUCGCUGCCUUCUACUUCUCCCAGGGGACCAGCAAGGCCAUCUCCAAAGGGGACUUCCGCUUGGCCAGCACCACUUCCCGCCGGGCCCUCUUCCUGGCCACCCUCUCCAUCGCUGUGGGGGCCGGUCUCUAUGUGGCUGUGGUGGUCGCUCUGGCUGCUUACAUGUCCCAGAAUGGCCAUGGCUAG
Peromyscus eremicus (cactus mouse) is the source of this 717-nucleotide messenger RNA. It is a transcript of the gene Syndig1l, whose product is annotated as synapse differentiation inducing 1 like. Bases 1 to 717 code for a protein of 238 amino acids. The transcript is spliced from 4 exons. Lineage: Eukaryota; Metazoa; Chordata; Mammalia; Rodentia; Cricetidae. Gene Ontology annotation, cellular component: membrane; intracellular membrane-bounded organelle. The record is from RefSeq and is a predicted model, not a curated record.